AUGGCAAUCAAAACUGGAUCUGAAUUUCAGCCUUUCCCCUUAUUUGACACUGAGAACCCUCCUAAAAGACGCUUUUCCUAUACAAGCCCUCCUAAAAAUAAUAAAGCUAACAUUUCAUUCAAUACUUUUGCAGCCUCUGCAGACCUUUCUCGAAAAGACGGCUGAUUAAAGAAAAGGUCAAAAAAUCUGUUUCAUCAUUGGCAAUGAAGAUAUUUCGUGUUGCAGGACAAAAAACUAUAUUACUACAGAAAAAGCACUGAUAACCAGCCUGCAUUCGUAAUAAACUUUGAUUUAGUUACAGUUGACGUACAAGUUAUAAACCCAACUAGCCCAAGCUCGAUAAUAAUCCUCCCAUUAGGAUCAAAACGGAUUCUUGAACUUAAAGCAAAAUCUUCCCAAGAGCUCGCAGACUGGGCUUUUGCUUUACAUUUUCAUAUAAAUUCGUCAGAAGGCAAAAAGAAGGAUUUGGCUACUUUAAACCAAAAGAAAGAAUUUUGAAAAUUUGACAGGAUUUCUGACGCCCAGUUCAGGCAAUCAGCUUCAACGGGUGAUAUUUUAUUGUUUAGAAGCAAAAAUAUUGCAGCGAAAGUGCAAAGAGUCCUCACUCGAAGCAAAUUUGACCACGUUGCAAUGCUUCUAUGUUAUUCUUCAGGCAAGAUUGGGCUAUUAGAAGCUACAGGGCUUGACGGAGUCGGUAUAGUAUUUUGGGACGAUUUUUUAAUGUAUAAUUGACACUUAUUGUACUCAAGAAUUGUAUAUAGAAAAUUAAACAUAGAAAGGGAUCAAAAAAUGCUUGACAUUUUAAGUGAUUUUGUUGAUAAAGUGAAAGGAAAAGGAUACAAAAUUACUCCACAAAAAAUAUUCAAAAAGAGAGAAAAUUUAAAGCCUGGGCAUGAAAAGAACUUUUUUUGUUCUGAAUUGAUUGCGUCAGCUUAUAAAUCGCUGGGACUACUUCCUGAUGAAGUUCCUUCAUGCCAUUAUUGGCCUGGACAUUUUGCGAAUGAGAAAAAUAUUGAGAUUAUUGGAGCUUCUCUUGGCCCACAGUUGGUUGUUGACAUGAAUUUAUAA
Blepharisma stoltei is the source of this 1068-nucleotide messenger RNA. NCBI's taxonomy places the organism in Eukaryota, Ciliophora, Heterotrichea, Heterotrichida, Blepharismidae. The record is from the annotation of a GenBank genome assembly.